AGGCGUUGCGAGUUGCGACUCUCAUCACGAGUGCAGAACAACAAUCGUCUCUGUCUCUCUCUCUCUCUGUUUCCUUUUCGGGAUUCUUGGUACCCAAAAAACUCCAAUCUGUAUUUCAGAUAGAUAGAGACGAACAUACAGAGACGAUGCAAGAUUUCUUGGGUUUGACGAUUUUUUAGGAAGGUUCCGUCUCUGUCACGUUCGAGGAUCGAGCUACCGGAAAAAUGGGGUUGAUUUCCGGCUUGGCGAUCGGAAUUUUGGUUGGAAUAAUGUUGAUGGCUGGCUGGAAGCAAAUGAUGAGCUACCGUAGCAACAAACGAGUGACCAAGGCAGGUGAUGUGACGCUCUUAGGAUCCUUAAGCAGGGAUGAUUUGAAGAAAAUUUGUCAUGAUAACGUUCCCGAGUGGAUUAGUUUCCCAGCAUUUGAACAGGUGAGGUGGCUGAACAGGCAAAUCAACAAACUGUGGCCUUUUGUUGCUGAAGCUGCAAGUGCGGUGAUCAAGGAAUCCGUUGAACCUAUAUUGGAACAAUAUCGGCCUCCGGGGAUAUCGUCAUUGAAGUUUAGCAAGCUUUUCCUUGGAAAUGUUCCCCCCAAAAUUGAAGGUAUUCGUGUGCAAUCUCUCAAGAAGGGCCAAAUUACGAUGGACUUAGAUUUCCGGUGGGGUGGUGACCCAAACAUUACUCUCGCCGUGGACGCGGUAGUUGCUUCCCUGCCAAUUCAGCUGAAGGACCUUCAAGUUUUCACUGUUGUGCGUGUCAUUUUCCAACUUACGGAAGAAAUCCCUUGCAUUUCUGCAGUUGUUGCAGCACUUCUUGCUGAGCCAGAGCCUAGAAUUGAUUACAAACUGAAGGCUGUUGGAGGUAGCUUGACUGCAGUUCCAGGACUUUCAGACAUGAUUGAUGAUACUGUACAAAACAUUGUUGCCGAUAUGCUGCAAUGGCCUCAUAGGAUUGUUGUCCCAAUUGGAGGUGUGUCUGUGGAUACCAGUGAAUUGGAGCUUAGACCACAGGGUGAACUCACCGUAACUGUCGUGAAAGCAAAUGGUCUGAAAAACAUGGAGAUGAUCGGGAGUUCUGAUCCUUAUGUUCUUGUGCACGUCCGUCCCCUAUUCAAGGUUAAAACUAAAGUGAUCGACAACAACCUAAAUCCGGUGUGGAAUGAAACUUUCAAGCUAAUUGUGGAGGACAAGGAAACUCAGGCAGUUUUCUUUGAGGUCCUUGACAAAGAUAUCGGACACGAUAAGAGAUUGGGUGUGGUGAAAAUUCCUCUAAUUGAUUUGGAUAUUGAAGAGCUCAAUGUGCUAGAGUUGAGAUUGCUUCCUGCAUUUGAUAUGCUUAAAAUCAAAGAUAAGAAGGAUAGAGGAACUCUUACCAUCAAGGCCUCGUACCAUCAAUUUAACAAAGAGGAGCAGUUAGUAGCCAUGGAACAGGAAAAGAAAAUGCUAGAGGAAAAGGAGAAGUUGAAGGAAGCUGGUGUUGUAGGGAGCACCAUAGAUGCUCUGGAUGGUGCUGCUUCAUUGGUAGGCUCAGGGGUUGGUGCAGGCGUGGGCUUGGUUGGCAGCGGCUUGGGAGCUGGUGUAGGGCUGGUUGAAACCGGAAUCGGCGCCGUUGGAAGUGGGCUGGGCAAAGCCGGGCGGUUUGUGAGCAAGACAGUCUCCAAUCAGCUUGGUGUCUCCUUGAGAAGGGGGAGCAAGAGUAGUACUACUGUGACACAGGAGAACCCGCCAGUUAGCUGACAUGCGUUUGAUUUCCACUUUCUUCAUGUAGUUAGCUUUAACAGACAGCAUCUGUAAUUCAUUAAUUUCUUUGAGAUGACUUUAUUUUAUUGAGUUAGCGACGACAUGCACAGUCUGAGCCUUUGUUAAUUGGAUGAGAACAAGGUUAGGUGUAGAACUUG
Molecule: messenger RNA, 1897 nt
Organism: Nymphaea colorata (pocket water lily)
Lineage: Eukaryota; Viridiplantae; Streptophyta; Magnoliopsida; Nymphaeales; Nymphaeaceae
Product: calcium-dependent lipid-binding protein-like
Exons: 11
Coding region: 225-1736 (503 amino acids)
Cellular component (GO): endoplasmic reticulum
Molecular function (GO): lipid binding
Source: RefSeq, a predicted model, not a curated record